Messenger RNA from Gryllus bimaculatus (two-spotted cricket), 752 nucleotides. NCBI's taxonomy places the organism in Eukaryota, Metazoa, Arthropoda, Insecta, Orthoptera, Gryllidae. The record is from the annotation of a GenBank genome assembly.
CGGGCGCGCCUACAUCCCCACCUGCUCGCAUGGCUGUGACCAAGAUGAGGCUGCGGCGCCUGCUGCUGUUCCUGCUGGCGGCGGUGGCGGUGGCGGGGGCUGCGUCGGCCGCGACGGCGGCGGAGGACGACUUCGCCUUUGAGAACGCGCCCGAGGAAGAGGUCGCGCCCGCCGCCGCCGCGGCGGCGGCGGCGACGGGGGCGGGGGCGGGCAACGGGACGGCGGGAGGUGGGGCACGUCCCGCGGCCGGCGCCCCGUUCAACGCAGUGGGCGUGCCUGCCUCCGUGGACGCGUGGGUCUUUUGCUGCGUGCCUGACGACGCCUUCUCUGGAGACGUCCGCAGCUACGAGCUGGUGGGCGUGGCGCCGGCGUGGCUGCGGCUGGAGCGCACGUCGGGGCUGCUGGAGGGCGUGCCGGGCCCGGGCGACGCGGGCGACGUCUACCUGACGCUGCGCGCGCGCGGCGCCGCGGGCGACUCGGCCAAGGACGUGUUCGCCGUGGAGGUGCGGCCGCGGCCCGCCUCCGCGCGGGACCUGCGCGCCCAGGCGCAGUGCGUGCCGGGCGAGGACGCCGUGAUGGUGACGGUGGUGCUGGACGCGUCCUUCGACGCCAUGAGCGCCCAGCAGCGCGCCGCCGCCAUCAAGAACGCGGCGGGCUUCCUGGCGCUGGCGCCGUCCGCGCUGUGGCUGGGCCCGCUGCCCCGGGGCGCCGGCGCCGGCGGUGCGGGCGGCGCCGGGCGCGAAACGACCUGC